Molecule: messenger RNA, 787 nt
Organism: Benincasa hispida (wax gourd)
Lineage: Eukaryota; Viridiplantae; Streptophyta; Magnoliopsida; Cucurbitales; Cucurbitaceae
Source: RefSeq, a predicted model, not a curated record
AUGGAUUCCGGUCCCUUCCGUCCUGCGUUCGAGACGUCAGCAGGUUGGCGGUGCCAUGCCGCCAUCCUUCCUUCUACCGAUUUUUCCACUGAGGGUGGCACUGAGUGUAACCAGUCCAACGGAACCGGUGGAGCCGGCGGACAGACUUCGGCUGAAGCUCCGUCGAGUAAUGACGCAAUGACGGUGACGGAGGACCAGGUGGUGAAGUUAAUGGAGGAGGAUAUGGGCUCCGCCAUGCAGUACUUACAAGGCAAAGGCCUCUGCCUCAUGCCCAUCUCUCUCGCCAGCGCUAUCUCCGCCGCCACGUGUCCCAGCCGCCCAAUGACGGCAACGAAGGGCAGAGGAGAUGCUCCCACCUCUCCCAGCUUAUCGGCGUUGACUGUUCAGUCAACUGCCUUGGGUAACGGUACCGUCGACAGAACCGUCGGAGACUCUGUCUCCGUUUCACGGCCGCCGUGAGUUAACGGCAAGUUUAUUGACCUGGUAAGCAAAUGCCCACUAAAGUCUAAGAAAAUAUGGCUCCUCCUCUUUAGUUUCUAAAUACGACGCCGUAUUUGCUUAGCCUUUAGUAGGAAAAAAAAACCUUUACUUUACAUUGAAUAUCUUUUUUUCCCUCUCUCUCUCUCUCUCUCUCUCUCUAACUUGUUUUCGAUGUAUAUUCCCUUUUUUGUUUAAUGAAAAAUUAUUGUUUGUCAUGAUGGAAUUAAAUAAAAUAUUGGGUAAUACUUAAUGGCCUUAAUUAAAAAUGAUUAUGAUUAACCGUAAGACAAUCCUUUUGUGUGGUCCA